Thalassophryne amazonica is the source of this 2779-nucleotide messenger RNA. RefSeq names its product ST6 (alpha-N-acetyl-neuraminyl-2,3-beta-galactosyl-1,3)-N-acetylgalactosaminide alpha-2,6-sialyltransferase 5a (gene st6galnac5a). The record is from RefSeq and is a predicted model, not a curated record. Bases 142 to 1146 code for a protein of 334 amino acids. Lineage: Eukaryota; Metazoa; Chordata; Actinopteri; Batrachoidiformes; Batrachoididae. Gene Ontology annotation, biological process: ganglioside biosynthetic process; oligosaccharide metabolic process. Gene Ontology annotation, molecular function: alpha-N-acetylgalactosaminide alpha-2,6-sialyltransferase activity. The transcript is spliced from 5 exons.
UCCUCCUGGGCUCCGGUGCCGAGAACACGCACACGCCAGCAGUGUGGCACGCCACGGACGCUCUCGAGUGGAUCCGGGAUGCGAGCAGAUGCCGUGAGAGAAAGUGAUCCGCAGCGAUAAAAGACAGAACGCAGCGCCAAAAUGAAGACACCUAUGCGCCACGGGGUAGCCGUGUUUCUAGUGCUCCUCCUGUGCGUCAGCUUGCUCCUCGUGUACAACGGGAACUUCAGCAGCACUUCCAGGGACGCAAACGAUACGCACGUCCGGCAGCAUGAGCACCUACAGCGACCCACGGAAGCCUCGGUCAGUGUGGCCAAGGCUCACCCCCAGGCCCUCCAGGGAUACAGCGGCAUCAUUGACCACAAGCCUCUCAAGAUGCACUGCCAUACCUGUGCCUUGGUGACCAGCUCUGGGCACCUCAUCGGCGCCGGUCGGGGAACAGAGAUUGAUCAGGCUGAGUGCGUCAUCCGGAUGAACGAUGCGCCAACCACCCGGGGUUAUGCUCGAGAUGUCGGCCGCCGCACGUCCUUGCGUGUCAUCGCUCACUCUAGCAUGCAGCGGGUCCUCCGGAGUCGCCACGAGCUACUCAACGCCAGCCAGGACACUGUGUUCAUCUUCUGGGGUCCGAGCAGCUACAUGAGGCGGGACGGGAAGGGCCUGGUGUACAAGAACCUGAGGCUGAUGAACCAAGUGCUGCCUAAGCUGAAGGUGUAUAUCAUUUCCUGGCAGAAGAUGCUGCAGUUUGAUGAGCUCUUCAAGAAGGAGACGGGCAAAGACAGGAGGAUAUCAAACUCGUGGCUGAGCACCGGCUGGUUCACUAUGACCAUCGCCCUGGAGCUGUGUGAUAGGAUCAAUGUGUACGGCAUGGUUGCUCCUGACUUCUGCAGGGAACCACAGCACCACUCUGUCCCUUACCACUACUACGAGCCACGUGGCCCCGACGAGUGCGCCAUGUACAUAUCCCAUGAGCGCGGCCGGCGGGGCAGCCAUCAUCGCUUCAUCACCGAGAAGAGGGUCUUCGCCAAGUGGGCACGGACAUUUGACAUCCACUUCUACCAGCCGGACUGGAGCCCCCCGCCCCUCUCAGCAAACCAUACGUCCGAGGCGACGGUCACAACAGCGGCGCCGGUCCCUCAGCAGACGUGACCGGUGUCAAAGCAGGGGGAAAAAAACACUUAAAAAAUAGGUGUAGGUGGGGGAAGGGAAAGACAGUAUGACGCUAUUUGAUCUGAGGCUUAGCAGAACCUUAACAGAGGAUGAAGCAGAUAAGUUGAAUACAGUUAAGGAUUGUUUCUUGUUGUUCCUGCUGGACGCCACUGCAAACAUUUUCUCCAAAUCCAACGGUGUGCUUUGUCUACUGAGGCAUUCAAAGUUGUUCAUCCCAUUGUAAAGUAUGGUUGUAUGAGGAGGCGACUUCAUUACACACACUCAAUGCAUGCUGCAUUUUACUGUGAUUCCUAAUGGUCUCUGUGCACGUGAGUGCGUCUGCAUGUGUUUACUGCAGGGGUCACAGAGGACAAAGACUCCACUUGGAGCCCGACACAAAGCUUUGUUGGAUGAACUAUCCAAGCAGGAUUCUCCAUGCGAGGUUCACGGUAAAGCAACAUUGCAGCAGCUGUAUAUCAACAGCAGCUCCAGAUUUACGCUGAAUACUAAUCGUGCAGUGAGUCAAAUCUGCCAGUCGCAGGAAGCGAGAGCUGACAAACACUGAGGAGGUCAUGUUGCAGAAGAUCAUUAAGGUUCUGUUGUCAUGCAACGAAAAACUGACACAGUGACGUGUGACCUUCACUUACUGCCUUUCACAUGAGUGCAUUGUAAUCCUGCGUUUCAUCUCAAACUCUACAAUGCGGCAUUCGGGUCUGAAUGACAAGCGCGUUUCAUCUAACACGUGCGCAUGUCUGCAUCUAGACCUGUGUGAAUGCAUCGUAAGACUUUGCUUAUGCUGCUGUUGCCAAUUAAUGGCACAAUUUACGUAGCUACAAGUCUGAUUUCCAUGUAAAUGCAUCGUGUCACACAAGACAAGCGGGAGAUUAAGAUCGAGAGCGGCAUCCAUCCUGACCGCAUUCAUCUACAGCUUCCCGUGAGCACCAAUUGCCUCACAGGAAAAUUGCACCAUUUGGAGGAAUACAGUUUUUUUUGAUGAGUGUAAUCCGUCACUUUUCUCCCACUUUCAUUUGUGCGGCGUACGCACUUGCCCCUCAUUUGAUUGAGUACCUGUUACACAGAGACGAUCGCCCGUUCUGCCCCUCUCAGAUUCUACUUCUUGUCAGUGAAGAAGAAUCAGGUGAUGAUCGGGAGUGAGCAAUGAGACGUGUUGUUAUCUUAAUACAUCUUAGUGCUAUGUCCCUAUUGAUUAUAGCCUCAAGUGUGUAAUGUGAGCAAAAAGAGGAGACACGCUUUGGGUCAGAUAUGCAGGUGCUGUCGCCAUGAGAAUGUGUUUCACAUCACGUUUGUUCAGAGGAGAUUAAGGUGUAAUAUUGUCUUGUCUAUCACAGACUUACUCUUGUACCACAGCGAUGCCCAAUUUAUGUUGUUUUCCAAAUACACCAACUUGUCUGCAAAUAACUGUGGGCAGUGCUACUUACUAGAAAAGUGUUUAGCACUUUUACAUUUAAGGUUCCUGCCAAUUUAACGGUUGUUAGUCGUCGCCCCCCCAUUUUUGCACACUGUGGAAAUAUUAUUCCACUCAAUAAAAGUCUUUCAAAAAACAGCCCCACAUUUGUUUCAGUUGCGUCCAUUAAUAUUGCGGCAAAUCAUGUCAUCUCAAAGCGUUACACAA